Messenger RNA from Rosa chinensis, 1167 nucleotides. Its product is annotated as 5'-deoxynucleotidase hdd1. The record is from RefSeq and is a predicted model, not a curated record. The coding region runs from base 135 to 935 and encodes 266 amino acids. The transcript is spliced from 8 exons. Gene Ontology annotation, cellular component: cytoplasm. Lineage: Eukaryota; Viridiplantae; Streptophyta; Magnoliopsida; Rosales; Rosaceae. Gene Ontology annotation, molecular function: 5'-deoxynucleotidase activity.
GCCAAAAAUAAAACUUAUUUCCAACGUUACGCACUAGGUCCCCAUAAAAUAGAAUGCACAGACUCCGACGAACUUCCUCGCGCGAAGAGCCAACGACUUCUCCAAACUAAACUUCUUCCUCUUCUCUGCAAAUUAUGGCGGUUAAUUCACCGACUAGUCGCUGCGCCGCUCAGCUCAGCCGCUCCCUCGCUCCUCGCUCACCUCUCCCUUUCUCCAACCGGACCUUCACGCGACCCGGAAUCCGCCCCGACCCGGCGACCCCCAGGCUCGUCUCCGUCCGUAGCCAGACGCCGUCUCCGGACGCUUUCCGAUCCAAGCGGCCGGUCGGUCUCGGCGAGCCCGAAGCUCCGAUCGGGUCCUCGGGUUCUUCGUCCACCUCCUCGGCCAUUGAUUUUCUCACGUUGUGCCACUCUCUCAAGACUACGAAAAGGAAAGGGUGGGUGAAUCAUGGAAUAAAGGGCGAGUCGAUUGCUGACCACAUGUACCGCAUGGCUUUGAUGUCUUUGAUUGCUGGUGAUAUUCCUGGUUUGAAUAGAGAAAGGUGUAUUAAGAUUGCAAUUGUGCAUGACAUUGCAGAAGCUAUCGUUGGAGAUAUAACACCAUCUGAUGGUGUGCCUAAAAAGGAAAAGAGCAGAAUGGAGGAAGCAGCUUUGAAUGAAAUGUGUGUGGUUCUUGGUGGAGGGAUGAGAGCUGAAGAGAUCAAAGAACUUUGGGCAGAGUAUGAAAACAAUUCUUCUAUAGAGGCUAAUCUUGUGAAGGAUUUUGACAAAGUUGAAAUGAUUCUGCAAGCAUUGGAGUAUGAAAUGGAACACGGAAAAGUGCUGGAUGAGUUUUUCAUUUCUACAGCAGGAAAAUUUCAGACUGAUCUAGGAAAGAGUUGGGCAGCUGAGAUCAUUUCUAGAAGAAAUACACGGCUGGGAAAAAGCCACAACUGAUUCCUCUUUGCAGUCAAAGCCACUCUUUUUCAAAAACACCCUACUGUGCAUGUUCCUAGUACUGCAGGAAACCACACCAGCUAAGCGACAAAUCUGAUAUAACAUCUGUGGAGAUCUAAACGCGAAAAGAGCAAUGAAAAUGUCAGAUGGGUGAAGACUGCUAACUGAAUUGAACAUGUAGGGAAACCCUAGAUUCAAGCUAAUCGAGUAUUUCAUAUUUUUGAAUUUCCAA